UGUUACUGUUUGUGUAUUUGAUUCUCUUUCUCUCUCUCUCUCUCUUUUUCUUACAGAUAUCGUGAAAAGGCAAAAGAAGAUGCAUCUGUUAUAAGUGAUUAUGUCACUGAAAUACUGGAAUCUAUUGGCAGGCCUCCAGAUACCAUCUCUGAGAAAGACAUUUGGCUUUUCUGCAGGAAUGCUGCUUUUCUACGACUUGUGCGAUGUCGUUCGCUAGCAGAGGAGUUCAAUGCAGAAACAACAAAUAAAGAAGAAAUUGCUUCUUGUAUGGAGAAUCUCGACAGCGAAAUGGUUUUGUACAUAAUGCUACGAGCUGUCGAUUGUUUUCACAGGCAGCAUGGGCGAUACCCAGGUGUUUAUAAUAACCAAGUUGAAGAGGAUAUUGGAAAGUUGAAAUCGUGCGUGGUUGGCCUGCUGCAGGAGUGGGGUGUCUCCGUAUCUGUGAAGGAUGACUACAUUCAUGAAUUUUGUAGGUAUGGUGCUUCAGAACCACAUGCUGUUGCCUCAUUUUUGGGAGGAGCUGCUGCCCAGGAGGCCAUCAAAAUCAUCACAAAGCAGUUUGUACCUUUCAAUAACACAUUUAUUUACAAUGCAAUGUUGCAGACAUCCAUGACUGUGAGAAUGUAGGGCCUUUGUUCCCUGAAGCACAAAUCUGUAUGCAAAUGGAGACAAGGACUGUCCUUCUAGAGUGUUCGUAAACAAUUUAUGUAACAAAGUUCAAUUAAAUUAAUAAAAUUCCUUAAGUUUG
This is a messenger RNA of Rhincodon typus (whale shark), 748 nucleotides long. Its product is annotated as nedd8 activating enzyme E1 subunit 1. The coding region runs from base 268 to 627 and encodes 119 amino acids. The transcript is spliced from 7 exons. Lineage: Eukaryota; Metazoa; Chordata; Chondrichthyes; Orectolobiformes; Rhincodontidae. Gene Ontology annotation, molecular function: ubiquitin-like modifier activating enzyme activity. The record is from RefSeq and is a predicted model, not a curated record.